Molecule: messenger RNA, 1099 nt
Organism: Gastrolobium bilobum
Lineage: Eukaryota; Viridiplantae; Streptophyta; Magnoliopsida; Fabales; Fabaceae
Product: transcription factor bHLH18-like
Exons: 3
Coding region: 1-1008 (335 amino acids)
Molecular function (GO): protein dimerization activity
Source: RefSeq, a predicted model, not a curated record
AUGGGUCAUGAUAAUGAUUUCCUAGAGCAGAGCCUCAGUGAUGUGGAGGAGGAGUUCCUCAGAGAAAUCCUGCAGCAACCGAUUCUCUCUUCUGAAAGUGAAACUCGAUCUUUUGUCCAGAAUGACUUCACCGCCACAUUUGCCGGUGCCCCCGCCGCCGCCGCCGCCGCCACAGACGGUAGCAGUUUAUCCUCAAAUGAGAUCGGAGGAGGCUCCAAUAGGCCUGUGAAAAGGCCUCGCCCAUUGUCCUCUCCAAGAACAUUCAUUUUAUCUUUCGAUAACUCGACCAUAAUACCAGCUACCCCAGAAUUGGUAAGCCUAGGAACAUGUUCUUCUAAAUCUAAUUCCCCUUUGUCCUCCAAAAAACGGAUCCUGGAAAAUCAAAACAUUGAACCAAAACCAAAGACCACACAAGGAGCGAAGAGGGGUAGGAGCGAUUCUCAGACUCUGGAUCACAUCAUGGCAGAGAGAAAAAGGAGGCAGGAACUAACAGAGAGGUUCAUAGCACUUUCAGCAGUUAUUCCUGGCUUGAAGAAGACGGACAAGACUAAUAUCCUUCGUGAAGCUAUCAAUUACGUUAAACAACUUCAAGAACGUGUAACGGAGCUAGAAGAGCGAAACAUGAGAGGCAAAGAAUCAAUGAUAAUCCUCAAGAAGGCUGAAGUUUGUGCAAAUGAAGAUAACACUUCAAGUGAAACAAAUUCCGAGGAUUGCUGCAGGGGCAGCGAAUUGCUACCUGAUGUUGAAGCAAGAGUCUUGGAGAAUGAGGUACUCAUUGAGAUCCAUUGCGAGAAGGAAAAUGGCAUUGAGCUCAAACUCUUGGACCAGCUUGAAAAUCUUAAUCUAUUUGUCACCGGCAGCAGCGUAUUGCCGUUUGGGAAUUCAACUCUUGGCAUUACUAUUAUCGCUCAGAUGGGUGACGCGUUUGGAAUGAGGGCGAGUGAUUUAGUGAAAAGCAUAAAGCAAGUGCUUUCAAAUCACAUAUCCAGCUAUACAGAUCCGUACUAGUGUAUCAAACUCGUGUGUGGACUUUGUCUGGGAAGUUUAACGUUAUGUGCACCUAGUUGCGCUUUAUGAGUUGUUACUUUUUUGUAACCUU